Messenger RNA from Castor canadensis (American beaver), 2261 nucleotides. RefSeq names its product flavin containing dimethylaniline monoxygenase 5. The record is from RefSeq and is a predicted model, not a curated record. NCBI's taxonomy places the organism in Eukaryota, Metazoa, Chordata, Mammalia, Rodentia, Castoridae. Gene Ontology annotation, molecular function: NADP binding; N,N-dimethylaniline monooxygenase activity; flavin adenine dinucleotide binding.
CCGAGUCAGCCCUCUCCAAAGGCGCCUCUGUGACAGCACUCAUUUGCGUGCCUUGGUCAAAGUCCUCCGUAAGAAGUGUGCAUUGAGGACAGCUUUCUAUAGUUUGUCCUUCUUUCUUUGGGACAAGUGCCACUGGCCCACUCAGGCAAAGAUCUCUGGAGACCAUGACCAAGAAAAGAAUCGCUGUGAUUGGGGGAGGAUCCAGUGGGCUCACUUGUAUCAAGAGCUGUGUGGAGGAAGGCUUGGAGCCUGUCUGCUUUGAGAGGACUGAGGACAUCGGAGGACUGUGGAGGUUCCAGGACAAUCCAGAACAGGGAAGGGCCAGUAUUUACAAAUCGGUGGUCAUCAAUACUUCCAAGGAGAUGAUGUGCUUCAGUGACUUCCCCAUCCCAGCUCAUUACCCCAACUUCAUGCACAACUCCCAGGUCCUGGAGUAUUUCAGGAUGUAUGCUGGAGAAUUUGGCCUUCUAAAGUACAUCCGGUUCAAGACCACUGUGUGCAGUGUGAAUAAGCGGCCUGAUUUCUCUACUUCUGGCCAAUGGGAAGUGGUCACUGAGUGUGAAGGGAGAAAGGAGGUGGAUAUCUUUGAUGGAAUAAUGGUUUGCACUGGCCAUCACACUGAUGCUCAUUUGCCCCUGGAAAACUUUCCUGGAAUCGAAAAGUUCAAAGGACAGUACUUCCACAGUCGAGACUAUAAGAACCCAGUGACAUUCACUGGGAAAAGAGUCGUUGUCAUUGGCAUCGGGAAUUCUGGAGGGGACCUGGCUGUAGAGAUUAGCCACACAGCCAAGCAGGUAUUCCUCAGCACCAGGAGAGGGGCUUGGAUCCUGAAUCGUGUGGGGAACCAUGGAUACCCUUUUGAUAUGCAGGUCUCUUCUCGAUUGUACUAUUUUUUGUCAAAGAUAUGUGGUCAGUCAUUAGCAAAUACAUUUAUGGAAAGACGGCUGAACCAAAGGUUUGACCAUGAAAUGUUUGGCCUGAAGCCUAAACACAGAGCUCUGAGUCAGCAUCCCACAGUAAAUGAUGAAUUGCCAAAUCGUAUAAUUUCUGGUUUGGUGAAAGUGAAAGGAAAUGUGAAGGAAUUCACAGAGACAGCUGCCAUAUUUGAGGACGGCUCCAGAGAGGAAGACAUUGACGCUGUUGUCUUUGCCACAGGCUAUAGCUUUUCCUUUCCUUUUCUUGAAGAUGAUUCUGUCAAAGUGGUCAAAAACAAGGUAUCCCUAUAUAAAAAGGUCUUCCCUCUUAACCUGGAAAAACCAACUUUGGCAAUCAUAGGCUUGAUUCAGCCCUUGGGAGCCAUUAUGCCCAUUGCAGAGCUCCAAGGACGCUGGGCUGCUCAAGUAUUUAAAGGUCUAAAGAAAUUGCCCUCACAAAGUGAAAUGAUGACAGAAGUAAUUAAGACUCAAGAGGAAAUGGCGAAAAGGUAUGUGGAGAGCCAACGCCAUACCAUUCAGGGAGACUAUGUAGCUACCAUGGAAGAGAUUGCUGAGUUGGUGGGCGUCAGGCCCAAUCUACUGUCGCUGGCCUUUACUGACCCCAAGCUGGCCCUAGAGCUUUUGGUGGGACCUUGUACUCCAGCUCAUUAUCGUCUACAGGGCCCUGGAAAGUGGGAAGGGGCUCGAGAAACUAUCUUUUCCGCAGAAGAUCGUAUCCGAAAGCCUUUGAUGACAAGAGAAGUCGAAAAGAGUAACUCCAUGGCUUCAGUGAUGACAAUGGGCAGGUUCCUACUAGCUGUGGGGUUCUUGGCUCUAAUUAUGGCUUAUUUUUAGUUGUCAGAUUGUCAAUGCCCUGGCUUUCGCUGGAGAUGCCUUCAGAUGAUAACAAGAUUGAACAGUCAACUUUAUAUUGCCCAGAAAUGUACUUCUAUUUCUCUUCAAGAACAUAAUCCUCUUUUCUUUUUCCCACAGGGAAAUCUGUUUUUUGUUUGUAUUGACUCAUCUCCCUUCCUCUCUCGACCCACCACUUUUUCUGUCCAAUAGUUCCUAGACUGUGAGUUCAGAUACACUUUUAGUCAUCUUUCUAUGUCCUGAGUAGAGUUCUUGACAUACGGUACAUGCUUUAAAAAUGCUUGUUGUUGCUUAUCAAUUUCCCAACAUGCCAUGUAUUUCCUUAUUUCUGCAAGCAUUCUUGUGUUGUAUUCUCUUUUUGCCAGCUGAGUAAGAUCAUCUUCAAGUUUCAGUGCAUCAGCUAUCUCUUCCAGGAAGUGCAUCCUGAUAGUAAAUAUGAAAUAGGUGGCCUUCCUUUGUGCUCUCAUUACACAA